GAAGAUAAAAGAGCUUAUCUCUUCGUAGCUGCAGAAACUUCCAACUAAAGAAAAAUGAAAACUCUUCACUUCUUAGCUCCCAGUUCAGCUAAACCAACUAUCAUCAUCAAUCUGAAGCAACAAUCUUACGGAGCAAUAACGCAGACUCAGUUCGUGUUGCGUCGUCAAGAAAGACGAUCUCUCUCGAUAAACUGCUCAAACAGUGGCAACAACAAUAGCAGUGAAGAGAAGGUCUCUCAGCCGUUGGAUGGAGUGGAGAUAAGGUUCAAACGAGGGUCAAGAAGGAGAAUGAGGGAAGAAGGUUCAGGUGAAGGGCAAAACGGAAAGAAAGUGGAGAAAACUGUUCAGAAGACAUGGGAAGAGAUGACAUUGAAUGAGAAAGCGUUGGAGCUUUAUGUUGGGGAGAAAGGUUUGUUGUUUUGGCUGAACAAAUUGGCUUAUGCCUCAAUCUACAUUGUGAUUGGUGGUUGGAUUCUUUUCCGGUUUGUUGGACCGGCUUUGAAUCUUUAUCAGCUUGAUACACCUCCUCUUGAUCCUAAAAACAUCUUGAAGGGCUAAACAAGCUUUUCGCUUUCUCUGUUAUAGAACAUUUUGGGGCUUAUAUUCUUGCCAGUUUCGAGUAAUGUGUACCCAAAUCAAACAAGGUUGAGAUACCGAGUAUUUUUGUAAUGACAGUAAAAGAACACUCUUCUUGAUUCUUCAAGAUUGUGCCGGAGUUAUGGCUUGCUCAAUGAUAUCUCGGUUAGUC
Brassica oleracea var. oleracea is the source of this 748-nucleotide messenger RNA. RefSeq lists its product as uncharacterized. Gene Ontology annotation, cellular component: chloroplast. The transcript has a single exon. The coding region runs from base 55 to 558 and encodes 167 amino acids. NCBI's taxonomy places the organism in Eukaryota, Viridiplantae, Streptophyta, Magnoliopsida, Brassicales, Brassicaceae. The record is from RefSeq and is a predicted model, not a curated record.